AUGGCAGAUUGGUCACAGAUGUCAAGAACCUCUGUGUGCAAGUUUGUUGGUCUGACUGCCACAGGUAUUGCGUCCUUAGCCUCAGAAUACCUCAAGUUCCCAAAUGCAAGAGAUGUGACUGCAAUUAUCCAGAAGUUCCAUACGAUAGCAGGGAUGCCUGAAGUUAUUGGCUGUAUAGAUGGAUCACAUUUCCCCGUCAGAGGACCAGGAGGAAAUGAGGCAGAACUCUACCGUUGCCGGAAAGGAUACUUUUCCAUUAAUACGCAGGGUAUAUGUGAUGCAGAUUUGAAAUUCAUGAACACCAUUGCUAGGAAAUCAUCCUGGAUACUUGGAGACAGUGGGUACCCUUGUCGUAGUUACCUAUUCAUACCUGUCCAAGGACCUACAACUGACAAGGAGUGGCGCUACAACACAGCCCACACAAAGACCAGAAAUGUGAUUGAACGCGCCUUUGGAAUUCUGAAAAGGCGCUUUGCUUGCCUCACCCAGCCUGUUUGUACAAAGCUGGAAACUACAAAGAAAAUCAUAAUGGCCGGUGUAGUUCUACGCAACAUAGCCAUGCUCCAUCAUAUAGGCCCACCAGAAAUGGGAGAGACUGAUGAGCCACUUGCGGAUGCUCAAGAGAUUCUUACAAAUAUUGCAAAUGAUGCCUUUUAUAUAAAGAACACUAAGAAAAUGAAGAUUAUAUUCCUGGAAGGGUAUAAGUCAAAAGUGACUCUUCGUUAUCAUUACAAUAUACUCCUUUUCUUCAAAAUUGGAGUUCAUCAGGUUCUUGCUUCCUUCAGAAAUGACACAUCUCCAUCGGCCACACGCUUGGAGUCAUUUGCAAUAGAGGCAAAGGCAUGUUGUGCUUCUUGGGCAGCAGCUCUAACAGAACUACAUGUUUCUCUAAGUUGGUGCUGA
This is a messenger RNA of Penaeus vannamei (Pacific white shrimp), 903 nucleotides long. The record is from RefSeq and is a predicted model, not a curated record. Lineage: Eukaryota; Metazoa; Arthropoda; Malacostraca; Decapoda; Penaeidae.